CAUAUCUAUUAGCAAAUGGAACAUUAACAUUAUUUUGAUGUUUGCUAAAAUAAAGUAGGUGAGUGAUACAGGGCCUCUGGGCCUCUUGUUAUACAGUGUAUGUGUGGAUGUGCUGUAGAGCAAUAAGAGAUAUAUUUCAUUAGAGCUCAGACAUUUCAAAUCUAGUAAAAUAGAUCAUUCAAACACAUAUUAACAUUAAAAUGUACAACCUUGUGAUUUUUUUUCAAUAUUAAAUACAUUUAUGUACAUGUAUAAUGAAAGGAAAAAGAAACGCAAUUACACAUUGGCGGGUUUACUACGGGAAAUUAAAAAAAAAAAUGUAGAAUGUAAUAAUGGUGUAAUUCAACAAUAAGGAACUACUCUGUUGUCUGUGACAUUUAAUCCAUAUACGUUUAGUAAACUUUAAGUUUCAGGGUGUCAGAGAUCGUGUAUCUACACCAUGACCUACAGUGGUUGUACUCACUCCUGUGUUUAAUCACGGUGUGGAUCCUGUCCCAUUCCUCGUCCAUCGUCAUGUUUUAGUAACACUAUUAAAUUAUAAUAAUACAUAUAUAUAUGGACUAUCGUUUUGGAAAUCGUGUCCAGCCCCUGUGAACUGAGCGACAUUGAUUGGAGGGUUCGGCCUACGUACGUCUUAUCCAUCUGUCCAACUCGUCCCAUAACUGUCUAUAGGAGAGGUCAGCUCAACCUUACAUAGAUUAAAUUUUCACAGGCGACAGAGUGGCUCAAUAUCUUUCAAUUACAUCCUUAUUACAUUCUAUAAUAUGUUUUCAUUUCCCGUAAACCGGACAUUCCCUAAUUGCGUUUCUUUUUCCUUUCAGUAUACACUUUAUAUAUAAUGUUAGAUAGUAUCAUCGAAGUUCGUGAGAAGUUGGCCAUUUCCGACAUCGGAAAAAUCACUCUGAAAGCCGUACUAAGUCACACAACUACACACCAUACUAGUGGAUAUACCUAUGACUAACGAACUACCUGAAAAUAUAUAUAUAUAUAUAUAAAAACUCUGACAAUAUUCACAAAAUAACAUCGAUAAAUCAACAUGAAAAACUGAUCUGAUUACCUAGUGAACUUCUAGAAUUAUGUUUAACUAUGCCACAGUAUACUAUUAUACAAUUCCGACAACAAUCUGUUUGUUCGAUAUGCGCAGCAUCAGAUAAAUCAUUACCUAUAUCUUAAUUUGUAUACUAAUUUUAUAUAAAAUUAUUUUACAUUUAUAGCAAUAGCACUGCUGAGUGUUGAAAAUCUACAGAUUAAAGAAUCCGUACCAUAAAAUCAACCAAAUCUUUUAUCUUAUCUGAAAAAAAAAAUCAUCAAUCACUGUAAAUAACCCUCUCACGCCUCUGUAAUUUCCCCCAACAGAAAGCCAAUGUUAUCGUCAUGACUGACGGAAUUGGUCAUCACACAUAAAUAAGAAGAGAAUAUUCAAUUAAUUGAACCUAUCUUCAAUUAAAUUGAACCUAUCUUCAAAUAAUUGAAGAUAGGUUCAAUUAAUUGAAUAUAUGUAAAUUUGGCGUUCCAUAAAUAAUAAGAACAGGUACAAAAUAUACUGUCAUCACGACCAAUACUCCCUCAUAUCCUUGAUUCAUUUGUAAGCUCACGGCACGUGGUUCCGACGCCAUUUCCAUUUGACGUACACAAUACUAGAUCUAGUGUUGCCUGAUAGGAAAUGUUACAUCAGAUGUAUAUAUAUAUUCGGGAUCUAAAAAAAUCGUAUAUUGAACAUAUUCUUGAAUUAUAUUUGAUUUGCAAUAUAUCGAUCUUUUUCUUGAACAAUACAAGCCUACACUAGAAAGCAUUAGUAUUUAAGCCCAUGUCAUAUUAAUAUGUGCGAUUUUCUCAUUGUCUUUAAGAUAACUUGUGAAAUCCACAAUGGUGAAAGUGACAGCAUAUCCUAAUUUGACGACGUUCAGUUAAAUUUCAUGGUAAAACUUCAACUAUUAGUUUAUCGAUAAUCUCUUAUUGAAUUAGAAUGCAUAACCAUGGUAAUAGAUACAUAAACUUUAUUCUGACAAAAGUGUGUUUUUAUGGAAACUAGUCUAUUCGCGAUCCGUACAAAAAAACGAGAUUUGUACCAUGACCAAAUUCAAUUUUUAGCGCGAAAGGUACUCCUCAUGUUUGGCGGCAGUUUUUUCUUAUUGUAUCACGUGGUCUUUUUAACCCAAUGAAGAGUGACACUAGAGUUCGUCGGGGUCAUUGGUUGAAGCAGACGAUGUCGAUUUCCAUUUGUUGAUCUCUGAUUAUGAAGUGUGUCAAUAUUUCCAACACGUGGACACAGGUCUUCUAACAGAACAGCUGAUGCAACAAGCAUGAUUGAAAUGAGAGCUGAUCAUGAUACAAAUAACUGUAAAUAUGGGUACAAUAUUCCCAUAAUCAACAUGAAGUCAAACACAAAAAUGCCAGGGAGACGGAAGCAAGCGGUGCCCCAGGCAACCCAGCCAGGAGUUCAGAUCAGAGACUGUUACGAUGAGGUUCAGAUCUAUCAGAUCAGACUUCCGUUUACUACAGCAAAUUGCAGCCACGCACCUCGUGUUGCUCCCCCUCAUGUCGAAGCCAUGGAAGGUCAAACUAAAAAGAGAAAAAGAGAACGAGGCCAUCUGAAAAGAUCAAAACAUCACAAACUUUCUUUAAAUAAUACUCCACGGUUUGAUACAGAUCUGAAUGAUAUGAGAGGUGUGGAAGAGGAGUAUAUGAAAAAAGAAGAGCGCAGGAAAAGUAUCAGGGAUAAAUUGGAAAGAGGGCAAGAAUAUCUGUUUACUAAGUUGGAGGAGCGAGACAUACAUGAGAGAGCAGAAUUUUACUCCAUGUCCGUAUCUCCAGAUGAAGACUACUAUAUUCCUCCAGAAGAACAAAAUCCAGACAGUAUUAUUUUGACCACCAAUGGGUGUAGUCGCCACAGUAGGACAUAUCAGUUACCAAAAAAGCGUAAGAGAAGGAACUACAUGUCUGAUAGUGUGUUCCUCACCUACCAUACGGAAAGUGACCCGUACGACAACAGUCAUAAACUACCUAUAGGAAGUAAACUGAUUCGCCCACCUGACAAGCUAGUGGAACUAGUGGGGCAGGCCAUAGAUGGAAGCCCUGAUGGUCUGCUGCAGGUCCCUCAGAUCUACACAGUGGUACAAAAUAGAUAUCCAUAUUUCCGCUACAUGGACCGAGCUGCACUUGGAAGCUGGAGGAGCUCAAUAAGACAUGCACUAUAUCAAAAGUGGUUUAGGAAGAUUCGGUUUGGGACUCAUGCCAUCAAUACUAAGGGUUGUUACUGGGCCAACAAUCACACGUAUGUACCCGUCAACAGAAAGGAGGAGACGAUCCUCAGACGACACAAACCUCACCGGGACAAUGAACAACCCAGCAAAACAGAAACGCCAGGGUCAAAAAAGCAUGAUUUUGAUGACUUUGACCUUGAUCCCGACACCCAUGACAAAGUGAUAGCUCUUCUGACAGAGGAGGAGGAAAAAGAAAUGGACAUACAAGGGGAAUAUGGUAGUCUUGAGGAUGUAGUGUGUAUCGCCAACGAGUAUGGUAUAUCCCUGGCAGAGUAUGGCCCACUGUUAGGCGUGGACAAAAUACCUACAACAGCUUCUACAGGUGAUGCAGUGCCGUCACCUGUACGUGACCCUGACCCCAUCCUAUCUACCUGUGGCCCUGACUGGCAGAUGGGAACUAAAGAUCGCAUGCUUGCUUCAUUUGACCCAUCAAAAACCAUCCAAUCACCAGCCAACCAACCUGUACCUGGUGUGUCAUGGAAUGAGCAACAGCAAGCUAUAAACAGUAUCAGCUGCCCACCGUCCAGUUCCCAGGUUUGUCCUUCACUGACCAGUCCUCUCCUUCCCAACACAAAGCCAGAGAUCCUAAGACUAGACAACAGAUUUGAUAACCCGGGUGGUCUGUUGUCAGACCCACAGAUGGGUAUUGGCCCCGCCUCCCAGUCCUCCGAGGGUUAUCAGUUUCCCCAGGAACCAUAUGACAUGGACCCACCAAUAUCAUUUGAUAUAGAACAACUUCCUGAAAUGUACAACUCUGAUAUGUUUAUGCCAGAAAAUUACUUUAAUGAAUUAAGUUGAUAUACACAAGUAAGACUUUUUAAGUGACUGAUGUUUGAUUACUAAAUACUCGGAUUUAUAAUUUUACAUUUUGUGUGACUGAUAGAAAACAAAUGGUGCGUUGUUAUUAUAGCAAUAUGUUAGGAAUAUUUUGAUGAUUUUGGCUGGUGUAAGGAAACUAUUUUAGCUGUGCAUGCAUCAAUGUAUAGAAAAUAUACAGACCCACAGAUGGAGGCCCUACCUCCGAGUCCCCUGAGGGUUAUCGGUUCUCCAAUGAACUGCAUGACAUGGUUACACCGAUAUCAUUUGAUAUAGAAAAGCUUUUCUAAAAUGUGUAUACCUGAUAUGUUUUAUGACAGAAAAUAACUUCAAUGAAUUAAGUUGAUAUACACAGGUAGGACUUUAAGAUUAUACACCAGUAUCAGAUUAAUAAACACCGAGAGGACUUUUAAAACUUUACAGGAGAAUGAUGAUAUGGCAUUGGCUGUCUGUCCGUCCAUAACCUUUUUGUUUGUAUAAUGUACAAAUGAUGUAUAGGUGAUGUACCAAGAAUGUAUAGAUGAUGUACAUAUGAUGUAUAGAUGAUGUACAUAUGAUGUAUAGAUGAUGUACAUAUGAUGUUCAGGUGAUGUACCAAUGAUACAUAGGUGAUGUACCAAUGAUAUACAGGUGAUGUACCAAUGAUGUAAAGGUGAUGUACCAAUGAUGUAAAGGUGAUGCAUAGGUGAUGUACAUAUGAUGUAUAGGUGAUGUACCAAUGAGGUAUAUGUGAUAGGUGGCAGAAACAACCAAAAACCUUGCUUCUUUCUAUCAGUUUAUUUCUCAGUUGACAGGAGCGUCGCCACAUAUAUAUAUUUCAGGAGAUAGGGAAAAAACCCCUGGAAAAUAAAAGCCAUUAUCUAGAAUGCUACCAAGUUAUAUGUAAUUACAUGAACAGACAUUCUGUACCAGCAUGACAAAUAGUCGCGUAAAAUUGUUAUUCAACAUUUGUCCGCGCAAUAUUAGGCAAUUACAGGAAUUACAUACCUUUAACUAUCGUGGUGACACGUAGUCAGGAUAAUGUCAGUCAAUCGUAACUGGUAUAUAUCUUGUAUUUCGACGUGGUCCCGUAGAACGUACUUGUCCGUCGAUAACAUGGCUAGUGCGCCGCUCCCCCCAAACACUCCACUUAAAUACACCCACAAACACGCCUUUUUUACACGUUCACACUCACUUGCAUGCGCUUCACACUUUGACAUACCUGGACACAACCGGACAAACAGGUUACAAAUAUAGACACAAUAUUACAUGACCACUGAACGCACAUGGACACUAUAAAUAGACACACAGGUAAACAGAGAACACUCUCUGUAACCAGUAACGCAUAUAAAUACACUUGACAAUACAAUAAGAUGACGAUUGACCCUACGACAUAUAGGUGAU
This is a messenger RNA of Pecten maximus, 5462 nucleotides long. RefSeq lists its product as uncharacterized. The record is from RefSeq and is a predicted model, not a curated record. Gene Ontology annotation, molecular function: DNA-binding transcription factor activity, RNA polymerase II-specific; RNA polymerase II cis-regulatory region sequence-specific DNA binding. The coding region runs from base 2304 to 4061 and encodes 585 amino acids. Gene Ontology annotation, biological process: anatomical structure morphogenesis; regulation of transcription by RNA polymerase II; cell differentiation. The transcript has 11 exons. NCBI's taxonomy places the organism in Eukaryota, Metazoa, Mollusca, Bivalvia, Pectinida, Pectinidae.